GAAAAAUGUAAUGUGCCGUGGGUGGUUGACAGCUCGGGCAUAACAAAUGCUAACAAGCCCGCGCUAUAUAGCCUCCAUGCGCGCCUUAUCUUCGCUUCUUCCACUCGCCGUCCCGCAAGCCCCGCCGUCGUCGUCGCACUCGUCGACAAGACACCAUGGUCAACGUGUCGUAUACCGAGUCCUCCUCCGACCUCACCUGGUAUGACCCCGAUGCGGGCGAGGAGUACAUCUACAACCUGGGCGACAUGGCCUGGGUCAUCACUGCAACAGCUUUGGUAUGGCUCAUGAUUCCCGGCGUUGGUUUCCUCUACGCGGGCCUCUUGCGGCGCAAGAACGCGCUGUCAAUGAUGUGGAUGGCAAUGGUCCUGAUCGCGGUCGUCUCGUUUGAGUGGUUCUUCUGGGGCUUCUCUCUCGCAUUCAGCGAGACCAGCACCAAUGCAUACAUCGGCAACCUCAGGUACUUUGGCCUCAAGGGUGUUCUCGAAAAGCCGUCCAUCGGCAGCACCCGCAUACCCUCCUUGCUCUUCUGCCUGUACCAGGGCAUGUUCGCCGCCAUCACCCCCGUUCUCGCGAUGGGUGCCAUCGCCGAGCGCGCGCGUCUCGGUCCCGUCAUGCUCUUCACCUUCAUCUGGACGACGAUCGUGUACAACCCGCUCGCCUACUGGACAUGGAACGCCAACGGCUGGUCCUUCACCAUGGGCGGCCUCGACUUCGCGGGUGGCACGCCCGUCCACAUCUCUUCUGGAACCGCGGCGCUCGCGAUCUCCAUCUACCUUGGCAAGCGUCGUGGCUACGGCACUGAGCGCCUCGCGUACAAGCCGCACAACGUGACCUAUGUCAUCCUGGGCACGGUCUUCCUCUGGUUCGGCUGGUUCGGGUUCAACGGCGGCUCUGCGCUUUCUGCGAACCUGCGCGCUGUCCAAGCAUGCAUCGUCACCAACCUUGCUGCGUCUGUGGGUGGGCUGACCUGGAUGUUCUGGGACUACCGCCUCGAGAGGAAGUGGUCCGCGGUCGGGUUCUGCUCCGGCGCGAUCGCUGGCCUGGUCGCUAUCACGCCAGGCUCUGGUUUCGUUGGCUCUCCCGCUGCGGUCCUGUUUGGCUUCAUGGCCGGCACCUGCUGCAACUUCGCCACGCAGCUGAAGUAUGUCUUUGGCUACGAUGAUACCCUUGAUAUCUUCGCCUCCCACGGCAUUGGCGGCAUCGUGGGCAACGUCCUCACCGCCCUCUUCGCGCAGGCGAGCGUCGCCGGCUUCGACGGCACGACCGAGAUCCCGGGCGGUUGGCUCGACCACAACUACAUUCAGCUCGGGUACCAGCUCGCCGACUCCGUCGCUGGCUUUGCGUACUCCUUCGGCAUGACGACCGUCAUCUGCUGGAUCCUGCACUUCAUCCCCUACUGCCGCCUCCGCACAGACGAGGAGUCCGAGAUCCUCGGCAUGGACGACGCGGAGAUGGGCGAGUUCGCGUACGACUACGUCGGCCUCGAGCAGGAGAUUGGGCACCCGAUCGAUCUGUCGAGGGGCGCGGUGUCUGGCGGGCGGGAGCCGCAUCACCACCACUCGCCGGACUCAGAGCACAGUGGGGAGAAGACGUCGACGGCAUGAGCGCCUUUGCACCUCGGUGUAUGAGUGUGGCUCUGCUUUCGAUCGUUUUUGAGACUUCUGCGUGUCUGUAGCUGCGCGACUCAUACUAUGUACUCACCUUCCUACGAGUCGCGUCGCGGUGUAAUGGACGGAGUGUACGAUUGCGGAGGGGAUGGAAGGAAGGUCGGACUGAUGCUCAGUAGCUAAUUAUGUGGCCACCUCGACGUAGGCCCUCCUUGUCCUGCUUGUUCACCCUUUGUCUUAUUUAGAGUAGUUCUAGGAGAUGGUACUUGGUAAUGAUAUGCAUCGAAGUCA
This is a messenger RNA of Schizophyllum commune H4-8, 1898 nucleotides long. RefSeq names its product ammonium transporter. The record is from RefSeq and is a predicted model, not a curated record. Gene Ontology annotation, biological process: ammonium transmembrane transport. Bases 156 to 1604 code for a protein of 482 amino acids. Gene Ontology annotation, cellular component: plasma membrane. NCBI's taxonomy places the organism in Eukaryota, Fungi, Basidiomycota, Agaricomycetes, Agaricales, Schizophyllaceae. Gene Ontology annotation, molecular function: ammonium channel activity. The transcript is spliced from 9 exons.